AUGGCCGGCUCGCUGGGCAGGGGGGCGGCGUGCUGGCGGAUGAGGAGCUCGGCGGGAGGCAGGAAGGAGAAGCCAGCGGGAGGCAAGCCCCAGCCGCGGCACGAAAAUAUGAAGAAGCCCUGGAGCCCUGAUUUAUCAGUUGAUAACCUCUCACACGAUUCAGACUUCACAUCUGCACUGGACAGGGAAGGUGAGAAAGAAUUAGUAGCUGAUGGCACUGAGGAAAAGAAGGAGAGAGAGAAGAAACAGAGCAAUUUCACUUUGUGCAACGUUUGCAACAUUCAGCUGAACUCUGCUGCUCAGGCACAAAUCCACUACAACGGCAAAUCCCACCAGAAGAGGUUGAAACAGCUCAGCAAUGGCAAUCUCAAAAGUGAUAAUGGUGGUACAUGCCAGAGCCCUGCUCUUCCAGCCCUAGUGCGUCCUCCUGCUCCACCUCUGCAGCCCUCACUGGAUAUUAAACCCUUUCUUCCAUUUCCUCUGGACACUGCUGCAGCAGUCAAUCUCUUCCCCAACUUCAAUGCAAUGGAUCCAAUUCAAAAAGCUGUAAUAAAUCAUACAUUUGGGGUUCCUCUUCCCUAUAGAAGAAAGCAAAUCAUAUCAUGCAACAUUUGCCAGCUGAGAUUCAAUUCUGAUAGCCAGGCUGCGGCCCACUACAAAGGCACUAAACAUGCCAAGAAGCUCAAAGCACUGGAAGCCAUGAAAAAUAAGCAGAAAUCUGUUACUACCAAGGACAGCGCAAAGACUACCUUCACUUCCAUCACUCCCAAUACCAUCAAUACCAGCUCUGACAAAACAGAGGGUAGCCCAGGAACACCAGCAAUAUCAACCAUGCCGACGCUGGAAAUGCGGAAGAACAGUGUUACGGCAACUGAGAUGACCUCGAAAGUGGAGAAAAUCCCCACCACGUCCACUGGCAGCACCACAUGCCCUUCUGCUGAGACUGAGGAAGAAAAAGCAAAAAGACUGCUCUACUGUUCACUAUGCAAAGUUGCUGUCAACUCUGCCUCACAGCUGGAGGCGCACAACAGUGGGACUAAGCACAAAACUAUGCUGGAAGCUCGCAAUGGAAGUGGAACCAUAAAAGCCUUUCCCCGGGCAGGCGUAAAAGGCAAAGGACCUGUGAAUAAAGGGAACACAGGCCUUCAGAACAAAACAUUUCACUGUGAAAUAUGUGAUGUGCACGUAAACUCUGAGACACAACUGAAACAGCACAUAAGCAGUAGAAGGCACAAAGACAGAGCUGCUGGGAAGCCACCUAAACCUAAAUACAGCCCCUACAACAAACUCCAAAAGGGAACACAUCCUCUAGGGGUAAAAUUAGUAUUUUCAAAGGAACCUUCGAAGCCGAUGGCUCCCCGAAUCUUACCAAAUCCACUGGCAGCUGCAGCAGCAGCUGCUGCCGUGGCUGUGAAUUCCCCUUUCAGUCUUCGCACAGCCCCAGCAGCCACCCUGUUCCAGACUUCAGCACUUCCUCCAGCACUCCUACGACCAGCUCCAGGGCCAAUACGGACCACCCACACUCCCGUGCUCUUUGCUCCUUACUGA
Molecule: messenger RNA, 1548 nt
Organism: Indicator indicator
Lineage: Eukaryota; Metazoa; Chordata; Aves; Piciformes; Indicatoridae
Gene: ZNF385D
Product: zinc finger protein 385D
Exons: 9
Coding region: 1-1548 (515 amino acids)
Cellular component (GO): nucleus
Molecular function (GO): zinc ion binding; nucleic acid binding
Source: RefSeq, a predicted model, not a curated record